AUGUUUUGCUUUCUUCAAGGAAUCAGUGUUAUUUUCCGUAGUCCAUCCUUAAUUGAUUGUGGUGUGACUCUCGUACUUAGCAAACAAGUAGGAAACUGUGCCACAGACGGGACCAUUUUCGAAGCAUUAAUUGCCAAACACAGAAUGAGAGCACUGGCUUUUUGUGUGUUUUUGGUCCUUCUCCUGAUCAAAGAUUCUUCAGCGGCGGUGAGGAAGCAUUACAUCGCUGCAGUGGAGUUUAACUGGGAUUACAGAAACAGCAAUCUCUUACCAGGGUCAGGAGCUGGAAAUGUGAGGUCAUUUUAUUCUUCCAGAACGAUCCCUCAGUACAGGAAGGCAAUUUUUGUGGAAUUCAAAGACUCUUCAUUCCUCACACCGGAACCAAGGCCCGAAUGGAUGGGGAUUCUUGGUCCCACAAUUCGAGCUGAAGUCAAUGACAAAGUGAUAAUCCACUUUAAGAACCUAGCUUCGCGACCUUUCAGCAUUCACCCAUUUGGGAUCUCUUACUGGAAGAUGUCAGAAGGAGCUUCAUACAAUGAUCACACAUCCAUGCCCGAAAAGAAAGAUGACAUAGUGCCACCCAAAGGUGAAUACAUAUACGUCUGGGAAAUUACUGACAAUCUUGGCCCAAUGAAUGGUGAUUCCAAUUGUCUUACCUAUGCGUACUCUUCAUACGUGGAUCCUGUGAGAGACUUCAACUCAGGUUUAAUUGGAGCAAUGCUUGUAUGCAGACAAGGUUCUCUAAACGAAUUUGGGAAGCAAAUGGAUCGGCAGGAGUUUGUGCUUUUGUUCUCGAUCAUUGAUGAGGGUAAAAGCAUGUAUCUUGAAACAGACAGGAUCAGAUAUAGACUUCCUGGCCGUCAGAAUGUCAAAGGGAGGAUGUAUUCAAUAAAUGGGUAUACCAAUGUUUCCUUACCAGAUCUGAAUAUUUGCAAGAACAAAGUCAUCAGCUGGCACUUAAUAGCUAUGGGCUCGACCCCAGAAUUGUACUCUAUUUAUUUUGGUGGAUAUGGGCUUCUACUGCGUGACCACAGAGUUGUCUCAGUUGAAUUGGCUCCAGCUGCAUUUGUGACUGCAGAAAUGACCCCAAGUCAUGAAAGCAAAUGGCUGCUGAGCAGCCAAAACUCAAAACAUCAACAAGCUGGAAUGAAGGCUUACAUUAAUAUCAAGGGAAUCUGUGAAGAAGAUAAUGCUUCAAUUUGGAAAACUAAGCAAGUGGAAGAGGAGACUGACAGUAAUGAUUAUUAUUAUGAAUUUGAAGAUGAGGAGGACAAUCACAUACAAAUUAACUAUUUGCCACGAACAACUGUAACCAAAAGCAGGUCAAUGGAAUGGAUUUAUUAUAUUGCUGCUGUGGAAUGUAAUUGGGAUUAUGCUCCAACUCUUCCAGACAAUGUGAACAGCGAGUUAAGACGCAAAUUUCUGGAAAGGGGUCCAGACCGAAUUGGAAAGGAAUAUAAAAAGGCUGUUUACGUGGAGUAUACGGACAGCACCUUCAUGGUUAUAAAACACAAACCGAAUCCAGAGUCGUCAAAGGGGAUUCUGGGCCCAGUUUUACGUGGAGAGGUUGGAGAUCGCUUUAAGAUCAUCUUUAAGAAUCUUGCUAGCAGACCAUACAAUAUUAAUCCACAUGGACUGACAGAAAUAAGGGUUGACACAAUCGAAGGUUACAAUGUAAGAAACCAUAUUGUUCAACCCAAUAAAACAGUCACUUAUUUUUGGAGUGUGACUGAAAAUGAUGGACCAACCAACUCUGACCCAGGCUGCCUGACUCGAUUUUACUUCAGCAAUGUGGAUAUGGAUCGUGAUAUCGCCUCAGGGCUUAUUGGGCCUCUGUUGAUCUGUGCAACAAACAUGCUGGAUAUCAAUGCACGAAUGGUAAAAAUUGACAAAGCCAAGUAUCUUUUUUUCUCCAUCUUUGAUGAGAAUAAAAGCUGGUAUAUAGAGGAUAAUAUUGAAAAAUAUUGUGAGGAUCCAUCACGGGUGAAUCCAAAUGAUCCCAAUUUUUAUGAUUCCAACCUCAUGUACAGUAUUAAUGGGUUUGUCUAUGAAAAUGUACCCAAGUUGAAGUUCUGUGAGGAUGAUGUGAUUUUUUGGCACGUAAUCGUUGGUGCUCAAGACAACUUUGUUUCAAUUUACUUCCAUGGACAAACUUUUAAACAUGAUGGGGUGUAUGAAGAUGUGUUGACUCUCUUCCCACUUUCGAGUGAAACAAUCCACAUGCACAUGGAUAACAUUGGUUUGUGGUUCCUUGAGCCCCUCAAUUAUCAUUAUCAAGUUCAGGGCAUGAGGGCAAAGUUCAGAGUUCGUAACUGUGACAAUGACCUGGAAGCCUUGGAAGAGUCCCUGAAGGAAAUUGAUCCUGAUGAGGCAUAUGGAAACAUACUUCAAGAGGAAACAGAGGAACUUAUUUUCAAACCCCGAUCAUUCAACGCACACAACAACAACAUAACAAAACUAUAUGAAGCAAUUGAACUGGAGGAAUUAAUGAAUAUCACUAAUGAUGUGGAAAAUAUGACUGAGAAAGAUCCAAUCUGGUCACAUUGCAGACCAAGGCCAAAUCACAUCUUACAUAAGCAAUACACUGACGGCAAAAAAGAAAAUGACUUUCUAUAUCAUACCAAUCAUUUAUCUAAAGACUCCAAGAAACUGAAUCAAGCUAUUAGAAAGGAUUUGUCUCACAUUACUGAAACCAGCAAGAAGCAAAGUACAAAGGAACUUGAUAAUUCUUCCUUCAUUAAAAAUAGCAAAAUUAAACAACACAAUAAACAAGGGGAAAUUGAUGAGUUAAUUAAACCAGAUCACAGACUGGAUGAACUUGUUUGGAAAGGCAGAAUGAGAGAGAUGCCAUUGCAUGAUCAUCCAGAACAUAACCUGACCUUUACAAGAAUGGAUGGAAAACUAGACUUCCUGUAUGCAAAUCAGUUUCUUAAAAAAGAUAUCAUAUCAACCAACAAAUUGCAAUUGAAUCAAAGUAAAAAACUGGACCAUGGAACUAUCGCAAAAAAACAGCUUCACAAAACAUUUACAUUUGAGCAGAUAAUUAGCAAUGAAACAACUGGGGUGAAACUCUGGGACAAUGAUACAGCAGCAACCUUCAGGGAAUCUGAUAUAACGUCUAAUCAAACAUCUUUUAACAGAACUUCAACCACUGAAACUAUAAUCAAUCCUCAACAAGCCAGGGAAGAGUCAAUUGAUUAUGAUGACUACGCAGAUGACAUUAACAGUGGAGGUGGUGAUGAUUCCAACUACAGAAAUCAGCAUAAUGCUAACUUUGGAGAUUUCUCAAAUAGAGAGUGGUGCCCAGAGGAGGCUCCAAUACAGAUCCUUCGAACAGCUAAUUCGCAGUCUAAAUACUAUUACAUUGCAGCUGAGGAACUGAUUUGGGAUUAUGCAGCCAAGCAAACAACUGAAGCUUCUAAGCACAGGCAGAGACAGCAAUCACAGGGGAAGAGUCUUGGCAGCAAAUUCAAGAAGGCAAUGUUUUUGCAAUACAAAGACAACAUGUUUAAACAUCCUGUAGUCCGUGGAGAGGCUGAGGAACAUUUGGGUAUUCUCGGGCCUGUUAUCAGUGCUGAGGUCAAUGAUAUCAUUGUGGUGAAGUUCAAGAAUAUGGCCUCCAGACCUUUCUCCAUUCACACUCAUGGAGUGCCACGUGAGAUACCAUACGAAUACAAAUAUGAAGAGGAGGUGGUGAUAGACUGGCCUAGAAAGGCUGAUGAUAUUGUUUAUCCAAAUAAAACAAAGGUUUACAUUUGGCACGUAACAAAGGGAUCAGCACCAACCGAUAAGGACUUUGAUUGCAGAGCCUGGACAUAUCAUUCAGAUGUCAAUCCGGAACGAGACAUCCAUACAGGCUUGAUUGGUCCUUUAAUCAUCUGUAGAAAAGGGACGCUGAACAAGAUCUAUAGUGGGCAGCUAAAGAUUCAGGAAUUCUCUUUGCUUUUCAUGACUUUUGAUGAAAACAAAAGCUGGUACUUGGAAGACAACAUCAAAAUGUUCUGCAAGUACCCUUGUCAUGUCAGAGCCGAAGACCCCGCAUUUCAAAACAACAAUAAAUUUCACGCAAUCAAUGGGCACGUGGCAGAAAGUCUGCCUGGGCUGGUAAUGGCACAGAACCGCUUAGUCCGCUGGUAUCUCAUAAACAUGGGUGGAUCAACUGAUAUUUACAGUGUGCAUUUCCAUGGCCAACCUUUUAUAAUGAGAAGAUUUAAAGAGCACAGGAUGGGUGUUUACACACUAUUCCCUGGUUCGUUUGGUACAAUUGAAAUGCUUCCAACUAAAGUAGGCUAUUGGCUUGUGGACUGUGAGACUGCUGAACACCAACAGGCAGGGAUGCGUGCCAUCUUCCUGGUAUACAAUACCUAUUGCGUAGUACCCCUAGGUCUGGCCACUGGAAGAAUAGCAGAUUCACAGCUCACAGCUUCUGGACAAAUAGGAAAAUGGAGACCUCAGUUGGCAAGAUUACACAACUCUGGAUUCACCAAUGCAUGGCGGGGUAAAGGAAGUCGACCAUGGAUUCAGGUUGAUUUAAAGUCACCAAUGUUUGUUCAUGGAAUAAUUACACAGGGAGCCCGUCACUAUUUUAAACACCUCUAUGUUGACCACUUCUAUAUUGCUUACAGCCUGGACACUUAUACUUGGAGAAAAUACAAAAGCAAUUCAACCUUGGACAUUAAAAUCUUUAAAGGAAACACUGAUGCAACAGGGACAGUGAAAAACUAUUUCAAUCCACCAAUCAUAGCUCGGUAUAUCAGAGUCUACCCAAAGCCAAGCACAGGACAGUCAGCACUACGAAUGGAACUGCUGGGCUGUGAUCUACAGAGUUGUUCUCUGCCAUUAGGGAUGGAGAAUAGAGUCAUUGCAGACCACCAACUCAGUGCCUCUUCAUUCUGGGUUAGCAUUAGUGCUUGGACCCCGUCACUGGCUCGACUCAACAAAGAAGGAUUCACAAAUGCAUGGGUACCAAAGAGAAAUAACCCUCAUGAAUGGCUCCAGAUCAACUUCCAACGUAGGAAAAAGAUCACAGGAAUCAUAACCCAAGGUGCCAGUCACCUAGGGCGGGCUAUGUUUGUGAAGGAGUUUAUUGUCUCCUACAGUGAUAAUCGUAACAACUGGACAGUAUUCAAAGAGAGAAAAACCUUAAAGGAAAAGGUAUUCAAAGGGAAUGUGGAUGGUAAAGGCCAAGUUCAGAACACCUUUGAUCCUCCCAUAUUUGCUCAGUAUUUGAGAAUUUUUCCAAAAACCUGGCAACAAAAUAUUGCCUUACGUGUUGAGGUAUUGGGAUGUGAGACGGAACAGAGACUUUAAAGACAAAAUAAUGUAUUAAAAAUGAAUAAAACUGAAUAUAUUAAAGAUUUUUGAAAGAAAAUGUAUUGUAGAUAGCCAGAUUUUCAAGUUCUGCUUCUAUUCCAGUGUAUCAUGUCAAUGUAUGUGUGUGAGUGUGGCACUUUUACCUUGAGUCUGUUAUAGAGUCAUACAGCAUGGAAACAGACCCUUUGGUCCAACCUGUAUUCCCAUGAUCAUGUUCCCACACUAAACUAGUCCCACCUGCCUGCAUUUGGCCCAUAUCCCUUCAAACCUUUCCUAUGCAUAUGCUUACUUACCCAAACCUCUUUUAAAUGUUGUAACUGUACCUGCAUCUACUACUUCCUCUGGCAGUUCAUUACACUGAUGAACCACUCUCACCUUAUGUCCCCUAGUUUUGAACUCCCCCACUUUAGGGAAAAGACCUUUGCUAUUCCUCUUAUCUAUGCCCCUCAUGAUUUUAUAAGCCUCUGAAAGGUCGCCCCUCAACUUCCGAUGCUCCAGUGAGAAAAGUCCCAGCCUAUCCAGCCUCCCCUUAUAACUCAAAUCCCCCAGUCCCAGCAACAUCCUGGUAGAUCUUUAUGAAUCCUUUCCACUUUAGUAAUAUUCAUCCACUAAUAGGCCGACCAGACUGUUCACAGUACUCCAAAAGUGGCCUCACCAACAUGCUGUACAACCUCAACAUGUCAUCCCAACUUGUACACUCAAUGGUCUGUGCAAUGAAGGCAAGUAUACGAAAUGCCUUCUUAAACACCCUGUCUACACGUGACGCAACUUUCAAAGAACUACGUACCUGAACCCUCAGGUCUCUCUGUUCAACAACAGUACCCAGGGUCCUACCAUUGACUGUGUAAGUCCUACCCUUAUUUGUUUUACCAAAAUGCAAUACCUCGCAUUUAUCCAAGAUUAUCAGUAUGAUUACUUAUUUAUCUACCCUUAUUAUAUAUUCACCUGUUGUUUCCUCCCCGAAUGACAGCAACUAGAAUCUCGAUUCAUUAUGUCAUGAGUAACAAAUAUCAAUAUUACCAGAUGAUCCCACAAGUAUCCCACAUACUUUAUAAGUGCCUUUUGUGUUCUUCAACGAUUUACGUAAUUCUUAAGAAACAAAGUCUGAUUAUCUUCAUUGGUAAAUGACAUCAUUGUGAAACUUGUUCUCACAUCCAUUUGUCACAUAAUCAAUGUUGAUUUUUAUAUUGGAAUGAGAGCUACUAACACUGUUGAUCAGACAGGUGUCAAGGAUUUCUUAGUGGGUUCAUCAUUUACUGGUAUCAAUAUCAGUGAUGGUCCACUGAAAGCUGCUCUCAUGAUGGCCACAAUGAAGUACAGGUCAGUUAAACAAGCAAUAUGAAUCACACAUGUGACAGGAUGAUCAGGUAAAAACCAAAAGAACUGCGGAUGCUGUAAAUAGGGAACAAAAACAAAGUUGCUGGAAAAGCUCAGCAAGUCUGGCAGCAUCUGUGGAGGAGAAAGCAGAGUUAACAUUUUGGGUUUGGUGACCCUUCCUCAGAACUGCAACUGGAUGAUGAGGUUGUUGCCGCAGAAACAGCAGCAGUGCUGUACAAUCUCAAAUUGUUGUUAUAUUCCUCGACCUUCUUCAUCUUUCUCCAUGGCCACCUGUAAGAAGACUUCAAGUAUGUUCCUUUGUUUUCGAAUGUUGAUUGAAAAGUGCCCUUAUUGGGGAAAAAAAAUUACUCAUUCCCAGCUUUCUGCACUUCCAUAAUUUAAAAAUUGUUUGUGCAUUUUGCACUGUUCCAAGUGUAGAUUGGUAAUAUUUAAUGAAAUUCUAAGGAACUGACAAAAUAAAUGCUUUUUAAUAAGAGAAUUUUGGCAGUUAAAUUUUCAUUGAUAAAACACAGAACGUCAUGGCAAUCAGUUUGUUGUAUCACACUCCCCUUUGGAAAGGCCCAGUAAAUCUCUGUAUUCCUUUGCCAAAACAUUAUUUGCUGUCCUUUUACAUUGAAGAUUAUGGUGACUGAAUUUUAAUUAGCCUAAUUAACUCAGGAGGUCAUGGUUGUAUGGAUAUAAUAAUGGAUACAUUCCAUUGAGUUAAGUCAGAGGCAAACAAAAUCUACUCUAUGGUAUCCAAUACUAUUUUUUAGUUCAUUGCCCACUGGUUCAUGUCCAAUAUUUGAAGUUCACCACGACAAUGAAACAAGAAGUAUUGUUUGAGUAUUUCAAGGUAUAUAUAUAUAUAGGCCAUUAAAACUACCUGCCAUGCAAGACUGACUUUCUGUCAUAAUUUGUAGAGAGUGUUUUGAGUUUAUCUGUCCAAAUGGAGUGCAUUUAUCCUUACACAUGUAUGAAUGCAUUUCCCUCUCCGUACACAGUGCAUAAUUUAGUAUCACAAAUGUACAGAUGUGUAGACAGAUGAUGGUCCAUCAGGUCAUCUGGAUAGAUGUGACCUAACAAUGUGUUAAAAAUAUUUCAUUUGUUAAGUAAAUACCCUAAAUCUGUUCGAAUUGAUGGUUUGUGUGGAGCUGUUUCUUGUCUGCUAGGGCAAUGGCAGCUACUUAUCAAUGCUGUAGUUUGGUAGAAUUACAACUCUGACAAAAUAGUCGGAGCAUAACAACGUUUUGUAAACCAAAAAAUGACAUCCUUAAAUAUGGAAAAGACCAUCAUUUGCCAAUGA
Molecule: messenger RNA, 7936 nt
Organism: Stegostoma tigrinum
Lineage: Eukaryota; Metazoa; Chordata; Chondrichthyes; Orectolobiformes; Stegostomatidae
Gene: f8
Product: coagulation factor VIII, procoagulant component
Exons: 25
Coding region: 1-5310 (1769 amino acids)
Molecular function (GO): copper ion binding; oxidoreductase activity
Source: RefSeq, a predicted model, not a curated record